This is a messenger RNA of Teleopsis dalmanni, 1333 nucleotides long. RefSeq names its product lysosomal aspartic protease-like. Gene Ontology annotation, molecular function: aspartic-type endopeptidase activity. NCBI's taxonomy places the organism in Eukaryota, Metazoa, Arthropoda, Insecta, Diptera, Diopsidae. Gene Ontology annotation, cellular component: lysosome. The transcript has 2 exons. Gene Ontology annotation, biological process: proteolysis; cell death. The record is from RefSeq and is a predicted model, not a curated record. Bases 113 to 1261 code for a protein of 382 amino acids.
GGAAGAUAUUAAAGUUUGGCGAUUUUUAGUAUAAAUAGAAGCCAAAUGGCUUUAUACCCAUUAAUUGUGUCUUUUUGGUUAGCACAAUUAGAACAAAAUUAUAACUGCCAAAAUGUACAAAUUUGUGGUAUUGCUUGCGGUGAUCGCUGCAGUCAGCGCUGAUCUUCACAGAGUUCCCAUCUACAAACACGAAAACUUUGUCAAAACACACGAAAAUGUGUUGGCUGAACUCUCCAUGUUGAGUUCCAGAUACAAUGCUUUUCUUGGUACAUCCCGCAGUGUUGAAGAACAACUCUCCAACAAUAUGAAUAUGCAAUACUAUGGUAAAAUCACAAUUGGAACGCCAGCCCAAGAUUUUGUUGUGCUUUUUGAUUCCGGUUCAUCCAAUUUAUGGGUGCCAUCUAACACCUGCUCAACCACAAACACUGCUUGCCAGGAUCAUAACCAAUACGAUUCUUCCGCUUCCACAACAUAUGUUUCUAAUGGUGAAAGUUUCUCUAUUGCCUACGGUACUGGCAGUUUGACUGGUUUCUUAUCCACCGAUACCGUGACUGUUGAGGGACUCUCAAUUGUUGGUCAAACUUUUGGAGAAGCUGUUAACGAGCCCGGUACCACAUUUGUCAAUUCCAAUUUUGAUGGUAUUUUCGGCAUGGCUUAUGAAUCAAUUGCCGUCGAUAGCGUUGUACCACCUUUCUACAAUAUGUAUUCACAAGGUUUAGUUGAUGCUGAUGUCUUCUCAUUUUACUUGGCACGUGAUGGAUCUGCUACCGACGGUGGUGAAUUGAUUUUCGGUGGUUCUGACUCAACAUACUAUACUGGUGAUUUAACUUAUGUACCUGUCUCUGAACAAGGUUACUGGCAAUUUACCAUGGAUUCAGCUUCCAUUGAUGGUAACUCAAUGUGCGAUAGCUGCCAAGCUAUUGCCGACACUGGCACCAGUUUGAUUGUAGCUCCAUCCAGUGCUUAUACUUACUUCAACGAAUACAUUGGUGGCUCCGCUAAUUCAGAUGGUCAAUAUUUUGUUGACUGUUCGACAGUCAGUGAAUUGCCCGAUCUUAGCUUUGUUAUUGGUGGCACCACUUUCAAUCUAUCACCCAGCGAUUAUAUUGUGGGUGUCCAAAAUGAUGGUGAAACUUAUUGUAUGUCCAGUAUCACCUAUUUGGGUACAGACUUUUGGAUCUUGGGUGAUGUUUUCAUUGGUAGAUACUAUACCGAAUUCGAUUUGGGUAAUAACCGCGUUGGUUUCGCCCCAGUUGCCUAAUCUAUUUAAACAAUUUGCCUACGAAUUUGUUUGAUUUUUUAUAUGAAUAAAUUUAAUUCAAAAACUUUUUAA